AGUGGCAUUGAGACCGGCCUGUCGAUAACACCGCGGGUUCGCAAGCGAAAGUCCAUCGAGUCCACAUCCUUCCGCUUUUACUUGUACUCUUUCGACACUUUUGUUUUAUACUUUUUACUUUUCUUUCGUUCUACCAAAAACUUUUGAUACUCUUCGGAUUUAAUGUUUCAUCCGACUCCCCUUUGCUUGGUCUUAUUUUCACACGCGCUUUCAACUUGAAUACUCUGCUAAGAAUUUUAAUGUUUCUCAGAUCCAGUGACGAACACUCGAUAUCUCAAUCUUGGAAGUUUAUUAUUCUAUCUAAAAGUUUUAACACUCAACUUCGAUAAUUUUUCUCAAAGUUUGGAAAAGUGGAACGUUUGACACCUCCUCCUCAUCCUCGCACUCUUUCGAUGCCAAGUCAAAUUCACGCGUUCGAAUGUUUUGUUAUUUCACGAAUUCAAUAACAGAGACUCGAUCUCUCGACAUUUGACGAACUGAAGUUUGAACGAGGAAAAUGAAAGCGCACGUUCGCCUACUGACAGUCUCUCGUGCUCUCUAAUUAUCCUUGAAUAAUCGAUCGCGGCUGGUAACGGACAAUGAACAUCGAAAGUGGCUCGUGCAACUCGUUCCCCGUAGUUUCGUGAAUCCUUUCGAGAGAACAAGCCGAUCAAGGAAUCCAGGCGUACAUUCAAAGAUACGAGUCAAGAGAGUGUGCUUUCGUCAUGGUUUGGACGAAGAACGUAUGAUGAGGUUCUCGUGCUUCCCGAGACCAAGUAUCCUGGGACAGAGAGGCAGCAUCAAUCUUGCCUCUUUGUCAGGGAACAACGAGUCGAACAAUGUGAACAACGCGAGCAUAAAUGGAAACGCGAAAAGCCCGGUGGUAACGAGCUACAAGCAAGCUGGUGAACCAGAUCUGAGUCAUGGUGUGAUACGAUCCUUACCUGGUGCUGCGGUGAUAUCUAAUGGUAUCGGCCCACCUGUACACUCCAGCGGGAAAAGCAAGGCACCAUUACCACCUCGACAAAAUGACAAUCAUCUUCCAACGCACCAUGAGAACGAAGAAGAGGCUGCCAGAAGUUCGGACGGUUCUGACCAGCCCGCAAAUCCCAGAGGCGGUGUUAUCGGUAGAACUCCAACACCACCCUCUGCACCAACUCCGAUUUACGAGAAAGACCAAAAGAGUAGACGACAGAUUACAAGGGCUAUUUUGGAAAACGAAUUCCUUGGUAAUCUCGAAGAAAAUCAGGUGGAAGCGCUGGUUUCUGCUAUGUACUCGAAACAAAUACCACCUAAUACUUUGGUGAUUCGAGAGGGAGACAUAGGAUCACAUCUAUACGUAUCAGCAGAGGGAGAAUUCGAUAUUUAUCAGGGUAACAAGUUUCAAAGAAGCUUUGGUCCUGGUGUCGCCUUCGGCGAGAUUGCUUUAUUGUACAAUACCAAAAGACUUCGAUCUAUCAGCGUGAAAAAGGGUGGAAAAGUAUGGGUGCUCGACCGAUCCGUGUUUCUCACUGUGAUGAUGAAAACAGCUCAGGAGAGGCUGGAAGGGAACGUUCGAUUCCUUCAACGAGUUUCUGUCCUACAAAAAUUACCGGAGCCGAAGGAUCAUGUGCUUGCUAAAAUCUCUGAUCUUAUCCGCGUGGAAUUUUAUCCAGCUGGAGCGAAAAUAGUUAAACAAGGAGAGAAAGGCGAUAAAUUUUACAUAAUCAGCGGUGGAAAUGUUAGGAUAACGAAAGACACUCCAGAUGGUGGCGAAGAAGAACUAGUGGUCCUUGGGAAGGGUCAAUACUUCGGAGAAAAAGCUCUUUACGAUGAUAUCGGUGAAAAUCGACGACAUGCUAAUGCCAUUGCACUGGCACCUGGUGUCGAGUGUUUAACAUUGGAUCGACAAUCCUUCCUGAAUUAUUUAGGUGGUCUCGACGAAAUUCGCAAUAAAGACUGGCUGCAGGAGUACGAAAAACAGAAACAAUCCCUGACAUUAAAGAAAUGGACUAAUGAGUACUCAAACGUCACUUUGGCCGAUUUAGAGACCAAAGGUACCUUAGGAGUUGGUGGAUUUGGCAGAGUGGAAUUGGUCGUUCUAAAGUCAGACUCUGAAAAGAGUUUUGCUCUGAAGAAGCUGAAGAAGAAGGUAAUGGUCGAACAACAACAGCAGGAACACGUGUUGAAUGAAAAACACAUUAUGCAAGCCUGUGAUUCUCCGUUUAUAUGCAAACUCUAUCAGACGUACAAAGAUAGCAAAUAUGUGUACUUCCUGAUGGAAGUGUGCCUAGGCGGAGACGUAUGGACAACCCUUCAAAGGAGAAGAUACUUCGAUGACUCAACUGCACAAUUCAUGGUAGGAUGCGUGGUGGAAGCACUCGAUCACCUUCACUCGAUGAACAUUGUUUAUCGUGAUUUAAAACCAGAGAAUCUUAUGCUCGAUACACGUGGAUACUUGAAACUAGUUGACUUCGGUUUCAGUAAAAAGAUUGGACCAUCCAAGACGUGGACCUUCGCUGGUACACCUGAGUAUGUGGCGCCAGAAAUUAUUUUAAACAAGGGGCACGAUAGAGCGGUAGAUUACUGGGCACUCGGGAUUUUAACUCAUGAGCUGCUCAUUGGUAAACCACCAUUUCGAGGUUCCGACCACAUGUCAAUUUAUAACAAGAUUUUAAAGGGUAUUGAGGUAGUUGGAAUACCUAAUUCCACUAGCAGAAACGCCAGUAGUCUCAUCAAGAAACUUCUUCGCCUAAGUCCCUCUGAACGUCUUGGGUAUCAAAGAAAUGGCAUCCAGGACAUUCGAGACCACAAAUGGUUCAACGGAUUUAAUUGGCAUGCCUUGCAAAGAUUAACUUUGCCAGCGCCGAUCGUUCCAACAGUACGAAGUCAGAUCGACACGAGGAAUUUCGAGAGAUACCCGCCAGACCGUAAUGUUCCACCAGACGAGUUCUCUGGAUGGGACGCGAGCUUCUAAAGAGAAAAGAAAAACCACGCGACAGUCAACUUGUCCACGCGUACAUAAUUUGUCCAUCAAUCGAAUGAUAAGAAUCGUGAAAUUAUAGAAAAAGGGAACAAGGACAAAGAACAAAUGUUGUUAAUGAAGGAACAUCGAAUAAAAGUGUAUUGAUAGCGAAAUAAUUAUCAUUAUCUCUAAUCGA
This is a messenger RNA of Frieseomelitta varia, 3119 nucleotides long. RefSeq names its product cGMP-dependent protein kinase, isozyme 1-like. The record is from RefSeq and is a predicted model, not a curated record. Gene Ontology annotation, biological process: protein phosphorylation. Bases 725 to 2935 code for a protein of 736 amino acids. NCBI's taxonomy places the organism in Eukaryota, Metazoa, Arthropoda, Insecta, Hymenoptera, Apidae. Gene Ontology annotation, molecular function: cGMP-dependent protein kinase activity; ATP binding. The transcript has 14 exons.